Aphanomyces astaci is the source of this 621-nucleotide messenger RNA. RefSeq lists its product as hypothetical. Bases 1 to 621 code for a protein of 206 amino acids. Lineage: Eukaryota; Oomycota; Saprolegniomycetes; Saprolegniales; Verrucalvaceae. The record is from RefSeq and is a predicted model, not a curated record. The transcript has a single exon.
AUGUCCAUGCAAUUCCUUUGCAGCAUGGCCUUCACGGCCAUCGCCGCUGGGGCGGUGCAGAUGGUGGCGGCGCCCGAUCCGUCGUGUCGUGAAACGGCAACUCAGCGACGUCGCCGCCAACGCGAGGCAUCAGUGCAGCACCGCUUCCAAGUGUACGAGGAUCGUCUGUCCAGCAACCGCAACGACCGACCCUACUACGAUGACCGCCGUAAAGACCGACCGUAUUACAACGACCGCCGCAACGCGGACUACUCGUUAUCUGGCCGUGGUGGUCCAGGCGGCGGCCGUCCCCGGUCUCCUUCGCGUCAAAAUGACCGCGGCCACCGCCCACACUCGCCCGCCAAUACAAAUGACCGCAGCCAAGUGCAACCUCGAAACGCCGCAUGGGGUCUAUCACCACCAUCAACCCGCAACGGUGGAUGGGACAUGCCUAUCAUUGUGGAAGAUGCCAACGCACUUGAAGAUGCGACAUCUGCUGCGUCGCCCGAAGCCGGUGCCGUGCCCGCGCCGUCUCAAAUAGCCGAAGUGGAUGCCGUCCCUACGCCGGAGGAAGUCGCGCAAGUUGUUGCACCGCCGACGAUCUUGUCGUUGCGCCGCUCGAAGGAGGAAACAAGAUCAUGA